Exophiala spinifera is the source of this 1803-nucleotide messenger RNA. RefSeq lists its product as uncharacterized. The record is from RefSeq and is a predicted model, not a curated record. Bases 1 to 1803 code for a protein of 600 amino acids. The transcript has 4 exons. NCBI's taxonomy places the organism in Eukaryota, Fungi, Ascomycota, Eurotiomycetes, Chaetothyriales, Herpotrichiellaceae.
AUGGGGUCCAUGGCUCAAGAGAAGCAGCCAUUCGCGCUUAAAGAUGACCCCGUAGAGAACUUUCGUCCACUGAAAGUCAGGGUCAUCGGUGCCGGCUACUCUGGAAUUUACAUGGGCAUCAGAAUUCCCCAGCGACUAAGGAAUGUCGAUUUUCAGAUCUACGAGAAGAACGAAGGUGUCGGAGGCACUUGGUGGGAAAAUCGGUACCCUGGUGCUGCCUGUGACAUUCCCGCCCAUUCAUAUCAGUACACUUUCGAGCCCAACCCGCAAUGGUCGGGGUUUUACGCGCCGUCCCAGGAGAUCUGCCAAUAUCUUCAAAAUGUGGCAGACAAGUACGGCGUACCUCGAUUUGUCAAGUUUAGCCAUAAAGUUACAAGUUGUAUCUGGGACGACUUGAUCUCGAAAUGGCAGGUUCACUCUUUGGUGACAUACGGACGAUCACCGCUGACUUUGGCGACUAACAGGAGAAUAUCCGUCCAAAACUUGGUUACGGGGGAGGCCUUCGCGGAAGAGGCCGACUUUGUUGUUUCGUGCCGUGGGAACCUGAAUGACUUCGCAUGGCCGGACAUCGCUGCGCUGGAGUCCUUCAAAGGCGAGAAGAUGCAUUCAGCGGCUUGGAACGAGAGUUACGAUUUCCGCAACAAAAAGAUUGGUGUCAUUGGAGGUGGAUCAUCUUCGAUUCAGAUAGUGCCCAUUCUACAGAAGAAGGAAGGGGCUCAUCUGAGCUGUUUUGUGCGAAGUAAAGUCUGGAUUUCCAACCGUUUCGGCGACCAUGUCAUGCACACCCUUGGGCUGGACCCCAGUCGACUGGAUUUCACCCAGGAAGAACGUGACGAGUUUGCUAACAACCCAGAGAAAUACCUCAAGUUCCGAAAAGCAAUCGAAGAGGACGGGAACAUGGUCCACUCCUCGUCAUUGAGGGGCUCAGAGAUGCAGAACAUGUUCGUCGACAUGUUUGGCAAAUCUGCGAAGGAAUCACUGUCGAAGAAACCUGAGCUGCUCGAGUACUUUCAUCCCACCUUUGGCGUGGGUUGCCGGCGUCUGACACCUGGACCGGGAUAUCUGGAGGCGUUGGUCCAGGACAAUGUCGAUUUCAUUUCGGAAAAGAUCGGAUCCAUCACAGAAACCGGGAUACAAUUGGCGAACGGGAAGCACGUUGACCUUGACGUACUGGUGUGCGCCACGGGGUUCAACACGUCGUCGAUUCCUCCGUUUGCCCUGGCCGGCAAGAAUGGCGUGACCCUCAAGGAGAAAUUCACCCCUUAUCCCAAGACCUACCUGUCUAUGGGCGUCGACGAUUUUCCCAACUACUUUAUCAUGCUCGGUCCCAACUCCGGCAUCGGAGCCGGGACCUUGACCAUCCUCCUCGAGGCCGAAGGUGACUAUAUUAUCAAAUGCAUCAGAAAGAUCCAGAAGGAAGACUACCUAACCAUCACGCCCAAACGGGCUCGAGUUGAAGAUUUCUCCGAGUAUGUCGGUGAGUACUUCAAGAAGACAAUUUACAUGGAUGAGUGCAAGAGUUGGUACAAGUCCGGCGGAGGAUAUGGCGACCGCAUCACUGCGCUGUGGCCCGGCAGCAUCCUCCACGCCAUGGAGGUCCUUCGGGCACCGCGAUGGGAGGACUUUGACUACGAGACCCGCGAGGACAACAGGCUCCGCUGGCUGGGAAACGGCUGGAGUACCAACCUCUUACCCGGCCAGGGCGAUCCAUCCUGGUAUCUGAACGCUGAAGAGGUCGAUCUCCCUCCCGCGGGCACGCCAGAGAAGGACCCAAAGUAUCACAACCGGCCAUUUUCGCACUAG